Sinocyclocheilus rhinocerous is the source of this 6255-nucleotide messenger RNA. RefSeq names its product lysine (K)-specific methyltransferase 2E (gene kmt2e). The record is from RefSeq and is a predicted model, not a curated record. The transcript is spliced from 25 exons. NCBI's taxonomy places the organism in Eukaryota, Metazoa, Chordata, Actinopteri, Cypriniformes, Cyprinidae. Gene Ontology annotation, biological process: regulation of DNA-templated transcription. Gene Ontology annotation, cellular component: Set3 complex; Rpd3L-Expanded complex.
UGUAGAGGCGGAGCGCGCAGUGACAGAGAGCCGGGCGGGGGUGAGCGGGGGGAGGCGGAGUCACGGCACUUCUGCCAGGGCCGCCAUUUUUGCACAGGGAAAAGAGACAGGAUUGAAGGGAUCCAGUUUCUAACUGUCGGCACAGAUACGGACAAAAUUAUCGGGCUUUAACAGACUCUAACUGUACUUUUGGAUUAGAGCACCACGAAGCGAAAUACAGGUGCGAAAUAGCGCGAUUUGUAAAGCUUUGUUACACAUCCGCGGUGGAGAGCGAAGUAUUGUUUUGGUUGUGUGGUAACUGUUAGAUCAGGCGGCGGGGUCUCACCCGAGUCCCCCGUGUCUCUAUUCACAGUUAUUACAGUGGACAUCAACGGCCUUGUGGAUGCACUUAGAUGUGUGCAAUGAGUGCUGUGGCUGACAUGCCUCAGUGUUUUGGAUUGCUGUGCUCUGGACUCAGUAGGACAAGAGACUCCCAGCACAGAACGUCAUGAGCUUAGUCAUCCCAGUAGGGGUGGACACGGCCAACACCUCGUACCUGGACAUGGCUGCAGGCUCAGAACCAGAAUCUGUGGAGGCGAGCUCUGUGGUAGUUGAGAAGUCCAGCUACCCUCACCAGAUUUACAGCAGCAGCUCCCACCACUCCCACGGCUACAUCGGUCUGCCUUACGCCGACCACAAUUAUGGGGCUCGGCCCCCACCCACCCCGCCGGCGUCCCCGCCUCCCUCGGUGCUGAUCCGGCCGGGCGAGAGUUUGUUUGUGUCCGGGAGUCGGCCAGGCGAGAACUUGUUUGUGCCUGGCGGCCAGGACGAGGCAUCGCGUGGCACCACGCUCAGCACCUCGGAAGACGGCAGCUACGGUGCUGACAUCACACGCUGCAUUUGCGGCUUCACCCAUGACGAUGGCUACAUGAUCUGCUGCGACAAGUGCAGUGUGUGGCAGCACAUAGACUGCAUGGGGAUCGACCGGCAGCACAUUCCCGAGACCUACCUGUGUGAACGCUGUCAGCCACGCAUCCUGGACCGAGAGCACGCCAUCCUACUGCAAACCAGGAAGAGAGAGAACAUGUCUGACGGGGACACCAGUGCUACAGAAAGUGGAGAUGAGGUUCCACUAGAGUUGUACACAGCGUUUCAGCACACCCCUACCAGCAUCACACUCACGACAGCACGUCUCGGUAACAAACAGGCAGAUAAGAAACGAAAGAAGAGUGGAGAAAAGGAGCCCCCGGCUACAACCAGGGCCAAGAAGUCAUUCCGUGAAGGCUCUAGAAAAUCGUCUAGAGUAAAGGGCUCAGCUCCCGAGUGUGAGCCAACAGAUCCUCCCUCUCUUUGGGAGAAUAAGAUGAAGUCGUGGAUGGAGCGCUAUGAGGAAGCCAGCAGUAACCAGUACAGUGAAGAAGUGCAGAUACUGCUAAGAGUAAAAGAAGCCAGAGAUGGCAAAACGCUGGCCUACAAUACACACACCGCAGCCUUCAAACCACCUGUUGAGAGUCACGUACAGAAGAACAAGCGCAUUCUUAAGGCUGUUCGGGAUUUGGCUGCCGAUUCGCUAAUAAUCGAGUACAGGGGGAAAGUCAUGCUACGACAGCAAUUUGAGGCCAAUGGUUACUUCUUUAAGAGGCCGUACCCUUUUGUAUUGUUCUACUCUAAGUUUGACGGGUUGGAACUGUGCGUGGACGCACGGAGUUUCGGCAACGAGGCCCGAUUCAUUCGUCGCUCCUGCACCCCCAACGCUGAGGUGCGCCACGUAAUCGAGGACGGCAUGCUGCAUUUAUACAUUUACUCUCUGAGGUCCAUCUCCAAAGGGAGUGAGAUCACCAUUGGCUUUGAUUAUGACUACGGCAACUGUAAAUAUAAGGUGGACUGUGCGUGUGUGAAAGGCAAUCAGGAAUGCCCUGUGCUCAAGCAUAACAUGGAACCCACAGAGAAUCUGGGCUCUAGCACACGACGGCGCAGCCGCAAGGACAAAGAACCGUCGCAGGACGAGAGCGGACAGAACCAGAACCUCACUAUGGACUGUGACGGGCCCAAGGGGAAAUUGCUCAAUGACGGCAAACAAAGAAAACUCUCUCCACUCCGGCUCUCCAUAUCUAACAAUCAGGAUCCUGAGUUAAUAGAGGAUCUAGAAGAGAAAACCUCUGUUAGCAAUGAAGUAGAGAUGGAGUCAGAGGAGCAGAUUGCAGAAAGGAGGAGGAAGAUGGGCGGCCCGGCAGAGGAGUCCCAUCGUCACGGCGCAGGGGCUUCCUGCUGCAGAGCUCUGAGAAACAAGGAGACACGUGAAGAGAGGAAGAUGGAGGCCAUUCUGCAGGCAUUUGCUCGUAUGGAGAAAAGAGAAAAGCGGAGGGAGCAAGCGUUAGAAAGGAUCGGCACCAAAGGGGAAGUUGGUGGACGCAUCGAGAUUAAGGAAGAGCCUCCUGCUACACCAGAGGCUGAAUCUCCUGUCAUGUUACAGGUACAUAACCUUCAAUGAUGUGCAAACAUCACCAAAUCAUGAGUUCAAAAGAACGGCAUUGAUUUAAAACAGAGGAAAAGCUUCUCGCGGAACCGCACACACAUAGGACAGCAGAGGCGGAGAGCGCGAACGGUCAGCACCUGCUCUGACUUGCCGCCCAGUUCCCCUGGUGACGCUUUAGAGCCCUUAACAACAGAGACUCAUGAUGGAGAGACGCCCUCGGCCCCUGAGGCUGAUGCUCCACCGUCACAUGACCCUGACACCAGCCCACCCCACAGCGGCUCACCUGCCCCGCCUUGCCGCAGUGGACAGAAGUACCCCAAAACUAAAAAGCACUUAGUGAGCGAGUGGAUGGGUGUUGACAAACAGGAACGGGGAGCUUCUCGGACUCCGGAGCCUCCCCCUGAGAGGCCGUUGCGGAUCAGUAGUGAUCCUGAGGUCUUGGCCACACAGCUGAACUCCCUACCGGGCAUGGCCUGCAGUUCACACAUCUACAGCACGCCUAAACACUACGUCCGCUUCUCCUCUCCUUUUCUGGCCAACCGUAGCCCCAGCACUCUGGGAGUGCCCACGGGGCGGCGGCGCUCAAGAGAAAUGCCUGAAACAUCACCUACCACUGGUUCCUGCAAGAAGCGCUGGCUGAAGCAAGCUUUAGAAGAGGAGGGCUCCACCAGCCCAGGUGAAGGACGCCCUUCUCUGCUGAUGCCUAGUGAUAGCCCUCUCAGCCCCUCUAUAAACGGCGAGUCCCACAGCCCUUUACCUCUCAACGGCAGUUGCUCACUACCAGAGUUGCCUACCCCGUUGAAGAAAAGGCGCUUAUGUUCACUCGAUCCCUGUAUGUCAGAGACUUCCACCCCAUACGGGUCUCCUUGUGCCACCCCAACCCGAACAGAGUCAACAGAAGCACCAGGCACACCACUGCUGCUUGCAACGCCUCCUCGACCACGACCAGAGGAACCCAGUACUGAGCCCUCAACACCCUUGCAGAUUCCCAACCACCCUCUGCCACAAGAGAGCGAGUCGUCUAUGGACAGUUCUCCAGAUGUUAGCCGAAGGCCCAGUACACAAGACGUUGAACGACCUCCUUCGCUGUUGGCAUCUCCCAGCGUGAAAAAUGCAGGCUCUGAUACGGCUCCACAGGAUCUGGGUUCUCUGAGUCCUCAGCCCUCCCAUGCUGAGCCCCAGGAUGCCGCGGUAGAUGAAGGCAUGGAGAUUGACGAUGGAGGUUCAGAAGUUGCCUCUGCACCCGAGACACCAGCCUCCUCUUACCCUCCCUGGAUGAAGAGUCCAGACCGAGGUGGCCUCUCGUUUUCCCCAGUGAACUCUAAUCUGAGAGACCUCACCCCUUCUCACACCUUAGAGAUGGGGGCAUACAGGCCAGAUUCAACCUCCGCUGGCCCCUUCAGUGAGGCGGCACCCUUCUAUUCCUGUAAUGAGGAGAGCAGCAGCGUGACCUUUACUCGCUCACUGAGUGGUGAUGGCACAGGGGAGGGAGGAGCUGCAAAGAACCCACAGAAGAAAAAGGUGUCUCUUCUGGAGUACCGGAAACGUCAGCGUGAGGCACGGCGAAGUGGCUCCAAGGGAGAGUGUGGCUCCCCUGUUUCCACGGCACCACCUGUAGAUGUAUUCCCUGUCGCAGUGGAAGUGGUCCCUGAGCCACCUGUUCUCACAGCAACGCAAACCCCCAGGACUCCUCAGCACAGCGAGGAGCCAGACGCCCCACCUCAGGGGGAGAGAGAUGGAGAAGGGCAGUGGACAUCAUCAACGUCAGUAGAGCAGGCCAGGGAACGAAGCUACCACAGGGCCUUGUUGUUGAGUGACCAUCGCAAGGAUGCAGACAGUGGAGAGUCAGAGGGUGGCGACUCCCAGGUGAAGGAAUGUCCUUCUCCCAAGAGCUGCAAGAGCCCCUCGACACAUGCACCUUGUUCUCCAGCACCCCAGACUGUGUCUCGACCAUCCAAAGAGGAAGAUGGUGAAGCACAGCCUUGUGGUCCUUCUCAGCCUCAGGCACUGUCUGUCCAGGAGUCCAGCACCAAGACUUCGAGCUCCAAACCAGCCACUCUGAUGCCCAGCAAGCUUCACUGCGGGCCCUCGCAGAGUCACUACGCUGGACCUUCACUCAUGCACUCGCCCAAAGCGCAACCUCAAGGUUCACCUUACCGCGGGCAGCGAGCCUUCCUGACAGCUCAGCCUCAGAACCAGCCUCAACCCCAGACUACGUCUGGCCCAGCUACUUUCCCUCAGUAUAACCCCCAAAAUGCCCCACCGCCACCACCCCCUCCGCCCCCACAAGGACCACACCCACCCAUUCCACCCCCUCCCCCUGCUCCCUCUAGUACUGCACCGCACCCGUUCCAGAACAUCGGUGGCUUUCAAACCACUCUGCUUCACCAGUCUGCACCAGCCAACCCCUCAGUAACCCCUUCCACUUAUCAACAAACGGUACCCCCCCCCCCCCCACCACCACCUCCCCAACAAAUUCCUCCCUCACAGACCCCACCCAAUCCGAGCGUCUCACAGAUCGCUGGUGGUAACCGAGGACCUACCCCUUCGUCCGCCCCCUUUCACAGUACCGGAUACUUGGGCACAGGAUGGCACUGACCACACCCACUUAAUACCCGCCCCCUAGACAAACUUGCUCAGAGAGGGGCAGAGCUACAUUGUGUAACAUAGGCAACACAGCACCACUGUAAAUAUUUUCUAUGUACCUUUUCACAAAGGCUAAUGGAAACCAGUGGGUGAAAAGGGUACAUUUUAAAAAGAAAAACGAGAAAUACAGAACUGUAUCAGUAGACUUUGUGUAAAAGAUGAUGGUUAAUGAACCCUGGUGCUCAUCACUUACCCAGAAUCCCCCACACCUCUCUCCUUCCCAUAACCUUGUACUGCCAUCCUGUCUUUUCCAGACGUCUUUUUUUACUUUUAAUGUUUUUAUUCAUUUUAAUCGCCCUUUCCGGUCUCUUCCCGUUGAAUCCUUCCUCUAUCCUCCCAGUGCAGUGCAAUGCAAUGGGACAUUCCAGUUUCCUCCUUACCUUUCCCUGUUCUUCCCGUUUCUCACUGUUUUUUCACUCAUUAGUUAUUUGUUUUAUCUAGUGGCUCAUUAUAUAGCAAAAAGGUUUUGUAUAGAGAAAAAAAAAUACAGAAUUAUUUUUUUUUUUAUUCCUCCAUGUAACAAAAAUAUCUGUGCACCGCUGCAGAAAUUCAGAGGAGACCUUUCUGAUAGGCCGCUUCACUGCCCCAGGAGACUGCACUUGUGUGAUUGAGUGAGUCUGUGUGCAUUGAGUGUGUGUUUUUAAGCGGAAGGGAGCGUGUAUGCUUGCGUGCCGCCCGCAUCCGUGUGCAUAUUUGAAGUGCGCAUGAGAGACUGAAAGCAAAUACGGCGCAGACAGAUGUGUGCUGUUCUCUGUGGCAGCUUUAGAAAGAGAGGUCCUUCCUGUAGGGGUAAGCGGUUUAUUUUUGAAUAUCAAUGGUUAUUUGUAGAAAGUGUAAUUUAAUGUAUAGGUGGUUACUCCAGCUUUCUCCAGAAACAGUUGUAAAUAUUGGCUUCUUUUCUUUUCUAUGCUUGUAUAAUUCGCUCCCAUCCCCAUUUUGGAAUAUGGUUGUAAAUACAAGCGCUCUUGACAAAAACGCUGAAUGUUUCUGUGACUGUAGCACUAUUUUUAUUUCUUCCUCUCUUUGUUUUUUUUUUGUUUUUUUUUACUGUUUGUGUGUGAGUGUAUGUGUGUGUGAAGGACAGAGGCUCACAAGACACAGCACUGGUUGGCUAUUUUCAUGGUUCAUUAUAAUAAAUCACUGUAAUGACAGUU